Molecule: messenger RNA, 932 nt
Organism: Amoebophrya sp. A120
Lineage: Eukaryota; Dinophyceae; Syndiniales; Amoebophryaceae
Source: the annotation of a GenBank genome assembly
GGGAAGAAAAGCAGAAACGACAAAUCCAGCGGGCCCUCAUCAUCGGAGGACUCGGAGGGGAGUAGUGAUGACUCUAGUACAUCCUCCACCUCCAGCAGCGGUGGUUCAGGCUCUGACUCGUCAGGGGAAGGAGUGCGCGAUGGGAGAAAGCGACCGUUCGCAGAGGAUUUAAAGCACGCGCAGCCGGAGGAAGAAUUAGUACGAGUGAUUUCUAACCCUCCGGAUGACUUGAAGUUCGUGCAAAGCUUUUCUCCGCCGAGAAGGAAACCUGCAGCAUCUACUUCGCAGACCGCCUACGGUAGUCUUGCCGGGAAGAAUUUCACUUCAGGCGGUUCGAAGCCAUCCAACCUGUUUUCGACAAGAAAUACCGGCACGGGACAAGCAUCUUCAAGGGGGUCACUUUCAAGUUCGAACUCAAAAAAGGAUUCUCUUUCAUCACCUUCAGCUGUUUCCAAGAAAAGCUGGCCGUCGAGGGCAAAGAAGAGUUUCUUCACUUCAUCAGUGUUUUCCUCGUCGAAAAAUAAACCGAAACUCGUGACGGAGCUCGUCGAGGGUGUCAUGUCCGCGGAUAACGCAUUUACCCCACGAAACUCGAAGUCAGCGAAAGCUGAUGCGAAGAGGGCCUUCAAGAUGAUCAAGCCAGACGGUGGCGCUCGUAGCAGAGAUGAUGUUGAUGAAAUAAACGAGGUCACUAUUAAGAACAGCAGUGAAGAAGAAGAAUUCUUGAAUCCAGCAAGAACGCCCGGGCCCGCCACGACUCUGGUCAAAUCGGAACAACAGUUUAAAGAGCCCUCUACGUCGCUUCCGGUUGGUUUGCGAAGCCGAGCAGGGGUGGACCACAUCCCCGUCUCGCAACACGAAACGGAAAGUUACGCAACCAGGAACAACUUGAGCAAGCGAGACGCAGCGCGCAUGCUGAUGGAUGAACAAAC